AUGUCGUUUUACGUCUUGGACAGAGUAAGACAGAAAGUGAACGGACAGACUAUCUGCUCUCCCCUUCAUGUAUGCGAUGAAAAUUUAAACUAUAUAAAUAAUAAUAAUAAUAAUAAUAAUAAUAAUAAUUUGAUGGAAGGUUUUGCAUCGGCUCAGGAUCUCGCCAUCCACUAUAAUGGAUUCCGUCCCGCCGAAGUGAUUCUUGAUGGCAUAGCCGAGAUCACACCCAACGGUUUAUUGAAGCUGACAAACGCCACCAAGCAAGAAAAAGGCCACGCUUUUUACCCGGAACCCGUCAAGUUCAAGAACUCCGACGACGGUUCUGCCUUUUCAUUUUCCACCACAUUUGUCUUUGCCAUAGUCUCACAAUAUCCUACUUUGAGUGGCCAUGGAAUCGCUUUCGUUAUUGCACCAACAAGAGGCCUUCCGAAUGCUCUGCCAAGCCAGUAUCUUGGCCUUUUCAAUGGAACCAACAAUGGAAAUGCCACCAAUCAUGUGGUUGCCGUUGAACUCGACACGAUACAGAGUAGCGAGUUUGGAGACAUUAAUGAUAAUCAUGUCGGCAUUGACAUUAAUGGGUUGAGAUCCCAAGUGUCGCAACCAGCUGAAUACUAUGAUGACAGAAAAAGUUCGUUUCAGAAUCUUACUCUUAUUAGUGGCAAAGCUAUGCAAGUUUGGGUGGAUUAUGAUGGCGGUUCUAAGCAAAUGAUUGUGACUUUGGCUCCGGUACAUAUUGGUAAACCGAAUCAGCCUCUUUUGUCUUUGACUUAUGAUAUUUCCCCUGUUUUAAACAAAACCAUGUAUAUUGGUUUUUCAUCAUCCACUGGUUCAGUACUUACAUCCCAUUAUGUUCUCGGAUGGAGCUUCAAGAUGAACGGUGUUGCUCAAAAUCUUGAUCUGUCUCAACUUCCUAAGCUUCCACGAAUUGGACCCAAAGAGAAAUCCAAGCUUCUGACAAUUGGUUUGCCGGUGGUUUUGAUUGCUACUUUUUCAAUAGUUUUGUCUGGAGUAAUCUAUCAGGUGAGAAUCAAAAAGAAGUUUGCUGAGGUACUAGAAGAUUGGGAGUUGGAAUAUGGUCCUCACAGAUUCAAGUACAAAGAUUUGUACAUGGCCACAAAAGGGUUCAAAGACAAGGAAUUACUAGGAAGAGGUGGUUUUGGCAGAGUAUAUCAUGGCGUAUUACCUAGUUCCAAAAUUGAAGUUGCUGUAAAAAGGGUGUCUCAUGAAUCCAGGCAAGGGAUGAAAGAAUUUGUUGCAGAAAUUGUAAGCAUUGGUCACUUACGCCACCGGAAUUUAGUUCCCCUUUUGGGCUAUUGUCGGCGAAAAGGGGAGCUGCUGUUGGUGUAUGAAUACAUGCCUAAUGGAAGCCUUGACAGGUUUCUCUAUGACCAGCCUGAGGACACCUUGAAUUGGAGCCAAAGAUUUCGUGUCAUCAAAGGCGUCGCAUCAGGGCUGUUCUAUCUUCAUGAAGGAUGGGAAAAGGUCGUUGUUCACAGAGAUGUGAAAGCUAGCAAUGUCCUAAUUGACGGGGAAUUAAAUGGAAGGUUAGGCGAUUUUGGUCUCGCAAGGUUAUAUGAUCAUGGGACAGAUCCUCAAACAACACAUGUUGUGGGAACGCUCGGGUAUCUCGCGCCGGAGCAUACACGAACCGGCAAGGCUACAACCAGCACUGAUGUGUAUGCUUUCGGGGCAUUUUUGCUUGAGGUUGCUUGUGGUAGAAGGCCUAUAGAACCAAGAUUGGAAUCAGAAGACAUGAUCUUGGUUGAUUGGGUGAUCUUGGUGGAUUGGGUAUGUUCCUGCUGGAAUAAAGGAAACAUUCUAGAAGCUGUUGAUCCUAAUCUGGGAAAUGAUUAUGUGAAAGAGGAAAUUGAACUGGUGUUGAAGCUGGGCUUGGUGUGCUCUCAUUCAGAACCGACGGCCCGACCCAGUAUGCGGCAAGUUGUGCUCUACUUGGAAGGAGUAGCGGUGCUGACGGAUUUGCCGUCUCUUGAUUUAUCAUCGCUUGGCAUUUCUGCAAGUGGAAUUGGAUUUGCGCAUCUUAAUGGCUUCGACGAUGUGGGAAUGUUUUAUUCAUCAUCAACCGGAAAUGCAUCUUCCCAAUACACUCAUCCGGCGGAAUCGCUUCUAUCCGGCGCCGCCUCCUCCCCGGUCAUCUCCAAAUCCCCACAGCCGUCUUUCCUCAAAUCCUGCGUCUCUCAUCCGACACUAAAUUCGCCUAUGGAAUCUCCAAGGUGGACGCCCUCUUCUCGCCCCUUCGUCGGCGACAUCCUCUCCCUUGGCUUCUCGAUUGAGAAUCGUCUCUACCCACUUCACCAUCCCCGAUCUAUUUUUGUCCCUUGUUUUGAAUUUGGCUUCGAUGAUUCAUUGAUUUUGGUCACCGGUUUCGGGAUCCCCGUGGCGCCGGAAGUGUACUAA
Molecule: messenger RNA, 2415 nt
Organism: Oldenlandia corymbosa var. corymbosa
Lineage: Eukaryota; Viridiplantae; Streptophyta; Magnoliopsida; Gentianales; Rubiaceae
Source: the annotation of a GenBank genome assembly